Molecule: messenger RNA, 4662 nt
Organism: Anguilla rostrata (American eel)
Lineage: Eukaryota; Metazoa; Chordata; Actinopteri; Anguilliformes; Anguillidae
Product: cytohesin-3-like
Exons: 14
Coding region: 876-2096 (406 amino acids)
Biological process (GO): regulation of ARF protein signal transduction
Molecular function (GO): guanyl-nucleotide exchange factor activity
Source: RefSeq, a predicted model, not a curated record
UAUAUGAUACAUUUCAUUGCAAAACUGAAUUACGCACACGAUCAUAUAUUUAAAAAAGCAUAGCUUUAACCAUACGUGAUAAAUAGGCUACAGGUAAGAUCCUACGAACUACUACAAAUAAUUGUAAUACACACACAUCUCCGCCAGAUAGAGCCAGACAACAGUUCUUGCACACCACAAGACGAAUAUGUCAACCCCAACUCGCCAAUUCAGAAAGUAUGACUAUAUUACGAGUUAUUUACUGAGAGUUGUGUUCUUGUUCUACUUUAUACUAUACUUUAUACAACUGUUUACACUAAAUCCGAAGACUUAAGAUAAUGAAACACGAUUUUUGAAGGGCGACUUUUCUGAACUCUUGACAUCAUCACAAAUCAUUGCGGAACAGGCUUUCAAAAUGUGCCUUCAGAAUACGAUACGCAUCACACAUAAGUUAAAGCUUGCGACGUCAAGGACAGUAAUAGUCUAAAUUAAUUUAGUCGUACUCGUAUAUUCUUGCUCAACAGCCAUUAUUUCACUGGAGAAAGUUGGUUGCAGUAAUGUAGUUCAUACUGCCCACGUAAUCGUAAUAAGCAAUGUAGCCUAUCUGGUUAAAGCAGAAGAAAGUUCACGCAGGCUACAUCAUUCACGGAAAUGGCGCACAGAGUUCGGCGAACCGUGACGACAGAGCAGUGAAUGUGCUCUGUAAGAUUAAGAGACUUUGCGUUUGAUUUGGUGACAGAAGGCUGAAAUUCAAGUAUUGUCCUCAAAUGACAGAAUGUUACUUCACAGCAUCUUUGUAGGCCAGGCUCUGCGAUAAAGGUCUUCUGAGAAGUGCCUUCUUCAGACUUAACGCUGACGUACAUUUCCUGUUUCACAACCCCAGAGAGACCGAGGAGAUGGGCAGCCAACGAAAAGACAGCUUUCUUUGGGGAAAAAAAGAAGUGUCGGGAGACCUCACACCAAUGGAGGAGAAGCAAAUCCAAGUCCUGAAAAUACACAAGAAUGACCUAUUAGACGACAUUCAGAAACUUAAGAUGGAGAUUGAGACCGUGAUGGAAGAAAUCGAGAAUUUUGAAUCGGACGAGGAAAACAAACACAUCAUAAAGAGCAAGCAGUUCUUGUGCGGGAAGAAGAAGUUCAACAUGGAUCCUAAAAAGGGUAUGCAGUACCUGGUUGAUAAUGGUCUUCUGGAGUGGGAGCCCCAGGCGGUGGCAGAGUUCCUUUACAAAGAGGAGGGCCUUAACAAGACGGCAAUUGGGGACUUCCUGGGCGAGAGGGAAGAUGUGCACCUUCAGAUUUUGAGAGCGUUUGUGGAGCUGCAUGAAUUUUCAGACCUUAACCUUGUGCAGGCACUGAGGCAGUUCCUGUGGAGCUUCCGCCUCCCAGGCGAAGCCCAGAAGAUCGAUCGCAUGAUGGAAGCCUUCGCCAGCCGCUACUGCAGCUGCAACGCCGGCGUCUUCCAGUCCACAGACACCUGCUACAUCCUGUCGUUUGCCAUCAUCAUGUUGAACACCAGCCUCCAUAACCCCAGCGUGAAGGAGAAGACCACGCUGGAACGCUUCAUCAGCAUGAACCGAGGCAUCAACAACGGCGGUGACCUACCGAGCGAGCUGCUGACGAAACUGUAUGAGAGCAUUCGGAGUGAGCCCUUUAAAAUCCCGGAGGAUGACGGGAACGACCUCACGCACACCUUCUUCAACCCUGAUCGAGAAGGCUGGCUCCUCAAACUCGGGGGCAGAGUGAAGACCUGGAAGAGGAGGUGGUUCAUUCUGACAGACAACUGCCUGUACUACUUUAAGUACACAACAGACAAAGAGCCCAGGGGCAUCAUUCCGCUGGAGAACCUGUGCGUGGCAGAAGUCAUGGAACCUCACAAACCAUACUGCCUGGAGCUCUAUAACCCCAUCUGCAAGGGUCAGAAGAUCAAGGCCUGUAAGACGGACAGAGACGGACGAGUGGUGGAAGGACAGCACCAGUCUUACAAGAUCUCUGCCUCCACGGGCGAAGAGCGAGACGAUUGGAUGAAGUCAAUCAGGGCGUGUAUCACCAAAGAUCCCUUCUACGACCUGGUGAGUGUCCGGAAGAGAAAGGUAAUCAACCAUGUCUCCCAGGACUGAGAGGUUAUAGGUCAGUCAGUGCCUGUAGGACUUUGGAUUCUGGGAAAUGGUGUUCUCAGUACAGAGAUGAGAUGGACUACUCCUGCUCUAAGAAGAUCAGGUGUUCUCAUUAAUGGAAUGCUUUGCCACAACGGCACCCUUUGCCUGGAUUGGACAGAAGCACCGCAUGGGUGUUGCCCUCUUAGCCAAUCGUCUCCCUCUAUCAUCCAGAACAUUUUUUUCCUGAAGUGUUGCUGAAAAUGUUGCCUCAUUAAGAUAGGACACAGAAUUUGUUUAAUGGUGCAUUACUACCGUCUGUAAGACAAUUAGGAAACUGUACCCACUGAUGUGCCCUCAGCUGGAUAUGGGAGCUUUCAUCAAUUAAUCGCAAAAAAAGACCAACAAGUGUGAAAUAUGGCACCAUCAGCAGAGAGGACUUAAUGGAGUUACACCCUGAACUCGGACCCUGCCCCGUUCCGACCAGAAUGAACAUCACAUAGACAGUUCUGCUACAUGCAGUGUGCAAGAAAUGAGCCGAAACUACAUCUGUGGUUGUUUUUAAAAAUUGGUUUUUAAUCACUGUUCUAAUAUCGAAUUGAGUUCUUCGCUUCGUGUCGCGAGUUCAAAUAGAAUUUUGAAACAGUUUGACCAUCAGCAUGUGGCAGCUCACUUUAUUGCAGGGGUAGGCAGGUCCAAGCCCGGAGAGACGGUGUGUUUACAGGAACUUGGUUUACUAAUUACCCUGGUUCAAUUGAGCUAAAUUGUUGGAUAAGCCAGUGCCUCACAUUUAAUUAAUAUAGGGACAGUCUUUAGCUGUCAUUCAUAAGCUUAAGUAAUUUAGCAAAAAGGUCAGACGUUGUAGAGGACUGGACUAAUUAAAUACUUGAGGGUGGAAGUUGACAUGAAAAGCAUAAACUGACCUUUGGCCACCAGUGCUCUAUAACGUGCCUACCUGGGUGAUGCAUGGCAGCCUUUUUUUGCCAGAACGCUCACCACACAUUAGCUAAGGUAAUGGAUUCUGUCUACAAGAAAUGUAGAUACUGCUACAGUUUAGAUACGGUACAUUUUUACAUUAUAUUUGCAAAGAAAAAUCUGAGGUUUCAAACUGAGAUUGUGAGCAACAUGGAACAUUUAUUCAAACUUGUCAAAAAUGAAAGGCAUUAAGGUUGAACAAAAAGACUAAUCACUAGCUGUGAGUGGCCUGUUGUCGUUGUUUGAAUGUUUGGGAUGCUCAAAAGGUCUUUCUGGUGUUUGGACUGGUCUGGUAGUAAGGUGAAAUACACCAUUCACUUUAGAAAUGACUCCAUACACUCCAGCUCACGCAAUAGGGAAUUCAAGUGAUGACAUCACACCUCCUAAGUCACAUCUGAGGGAUGUGGCAGAAAGCAUGCACUGAGCCACCAGGUAUGGGACAACAAGGAUGUAGGAUAGCUGUUAAAAGUGAAAAGGGUUCUGAUUGGUCAGUCCACAGUCACACUUUGGGCACACCUUCAGCUUUUUCUGGAGGUAUUUCCUACUUACCUACCCACCUGUGCCUCUUUCCAUGUGUAUUUGUAGUGCGGAAAUUGUGAAGUCAACUUGGACAUGUUUUUUAAUCUGCAUUCGCAUUUACUGGCUGCACUGUGUCUUUAAAUUGGGGCCUGUAGUGGAAUGGUAAUGUGAGAGAUAAGAAAAGGGAAGUUUCUCAUGAAACACAGUACCAGUGACAGAGCCCCUAUUUUUAGAGCCAAAAUAUAUGACAUUAGUCUCACAUCCACCCUGUUCAAGAAGUCAAGCUGGGAGCACAGGGGUAUAUACAUAGAAUGCUACAUUAUUAUAAUAAAUGUAAAUCCAAGCCAGUCCCCUCCUGGUCAUCUCUGAUACCCUAAAAUAUGUUUUACUAUGACUUUGCUCCACAUAGUCAGCUUGGGAGAGGGUUUACAUAAUUGUGGAGAGACAUUUGAAUGUUAUACUGACCGCUUCCAAAUUCCAAAACCAACAUCAUUCUGGUUUGUUAGCAGCCCAAAUCAAGCCUCCAACCUGCUUUCACUGUUAUUUCAUAGAAAAAGAAUCAAUUUUUUUUAUUCUUUUGUAAGUUUUUUUUGUUUUUUUUUGUUGCUGAUCCUGAUAAAUAAUGUCCCAGUCAUCAUUUUCUAUUCCUCCAAAUUAGUUCUUAUUAGUGCUACCUCCUUCCCCCUGCUAAAGGCUAUCUGCAGCUAUUUACAUAUAACUAAAUUGUUCAACCAGUUUUCAUUAUUAUUUAUCAUUUUUACAGAGGGUUUCCCCAUGGACUCCCAUGUUAAACUAAUACUGCAUUUGACAAUAGUAAAAAUAAAUCUGAAGCAGUUAAUAAUGUGUAUGUAAAACCCUGUAUGUCUGUUUUGUGACAAUUAUUUUGCCAUUAUAAUGCAAUUUUUAAAUAUCUUGAUGUGAUGUUUGCUAUGUUUUUGUAGAUUUUUCCUUAUGAAUGCACUGAUUUUGUGGAGCUGUUUCUUUGUUUAUAGCACAAUAUCAACUGUAAAUGUUCUUGUAAAUAAUUAGCAAAGAAAAAAUAUUUUAUUAUCUUGUAUAUAUAUAUUAAAAGCCUUAUUUAAUAAAUUAAUUGCUC